AUGAAAUCGCGGCGCAACACCCCGGAUUCUGAGGCCGAGGCCAACGGCAGUAAGCCGCGGGCAUCGCGAGCGACGCAGGACAGUGCCCUUUCGGGCAUGUCAGUCGAGAUGAACGCCUGGACACGGCGAAACGGUAGCAGCCAGAGUAACUACAGCAGCAGCCACGGCAACAACGACAACACCAAUGUCACUGGCUUCCCACAGCCGAGGUCGCCCAACACCGCAACGGCACCACUUGGACAAUUGCCCAUUGUCCCGGUGCCACAAGCUGUCUACCAAUCGACGUACCGACGGGCCUCGUCAUCUUCAUCGCAGGAUGGCCGCAACUCGGGGCGAGGCUCACGCGGCAACGGCGCAAUGCGGCCGACGCCCGUCCCCACGUUCAGCGUUGACGGCGAGGAAAUGUACUUUCCGCUGUCACCAGCGCCGCCCAAGCGCAAAAGCGAUACGGGCACGCGUCUGACACACGGGUCGGAGAGCGACGUGCUGCCGCCCGAAGACCGCAACUAUCCUGUGCCCGUCUUUAACGCGGCGCAGUUCCAGCUGCCACCACAACAAGAGCCCCUGCCGCAGCAGCAGCCGCAGCGUCAGCAGCAGCAACAAAACCAGCAACAAAAUCAACAACAACAACCAUCAAGCACGCAUCUACGAAUUAUCCACGCAUCAGCAACCGGUCCGCCAUCCAUCUAUUGGUCGGACGACGGCGCCAGCGCAGUCGACAGUACAGGUGGCGGCAACAACGGCAGCGGCAACGGCGGUGGUGCCGAGACAGCAACCUUUGCCACGGCCACCAAUCCGUCCGCUUUCACCUUCUACCGGGAAGGAACCCCACCACCAGGCCAUCGCAACUUGAGUGACGACGACGACGACGAUGACGACGACGAUUAUGAUGACGACGACAACGGCGCCAUUCAGACGGAAAAGCUUAACCCCCACCGCUCCCAGUUCCGCGAGAUUGGCCUCGCCGUGUCGACACCCAAGCACAGCAGCAAUCAGAAGACGACUGCGUCUGGUUUCCGGGACUUGACCGGGGGCAGCAGUGGUGCCGGCAGCGGUGGUGGCGGCGGUGGGAACGGUCGCCGGCCAGGUCAGAGGGGUGGCGCCGACGAGGAGGACGACAUGAAUCGCGAGGAAGGGAACCUGGCCGAGAUAGAAUUUGUCAACGGACGCUAUGUGCCGCCCGGCCUACGUGAGGGACGCAUGCCAGGCCGCAAGCCGGUGUCCGAGAACCACGACGACGCAUCCGACAGCUACUACGAGCGCGACCGCAGCGGUCGCCAGUUCUGGUACGUGGCCGGCUUCAUUGUCUUCUUGAUUCUCGCCGUGGCCAUCGGCGUUGGCGUCGGUGUCGGCAUUGGCCUCUCCAAAAAGAGCAGCGACGAACUUAUGGCGCGGCCGAAUGCGACCGCGCCGGCCGCCACUGCCAGUAGCAGUGCCGCCAGUGGUGUUGGUGCCGCGGCGGCGACUCUCUCGAACACUGCGGCCGCCAUCGUGUCCACGCUGCCCACCGCCGCCACUUCUUCUUCGUCGUCCCCGUCGAGCACGUCCACCUCUCUGACUGACUGCCCCGCCGCCAACGGCACCACCUACAACGUCCCCGGUUCCGGUACGACGUUCUUGCGUCUCUGCGGCAUCGACUUUUCCGGCACGGGUGCCGCCGUCGACCUCUCCCAUCUACCUACCACCAGCAUGGACGACUGCAUGAACAACUGUGCCGGCACCUCUGGAUGCACCGCCUGCGGCUGGGGCCCUGCCAACAGCAGCACCACCAGCAGCGGCGUCGGCAGUUCUGGCUUUGAGAAUUCGGGCAAGAAUUAUUUCCAGUGCUAUCUGAAGAGCACACUGGGCAGUAUCAAGACGGCUGUUUAUGCCGACAGUGAUUGGUGCUUUGCGAUUAUGCAAUAG
Molecule: messenger RNA, 1905 nt
Organism: Sporothrix schenckii 1099-18
Lineage: Eukaryota; Fungi; Ascomycota; Sordariomycetes; Ophiostomatales; Ophiostomataceae
Exons: 1
Coding region: 1-1905 (634 amino acids)
Source: RefSeq, a predicted model, not a curated record